AUGCACAUCCAAAAAUUUGGUAAGAUUUAUAAUAUUUUUAUAACAACAAAAAUUUUUUAUUUUAGGGGAUUAACAAAAGGAAUUAUAACUUUUGGCAUUGGUGUUGUUAUGGCCAGAACAAUUUCACAGGAAUUUGCCAAUCCUAUGCCUUAA
Messenger RNA from Strongyloides ratti, 153 nucleotides. RefSeq lists its product as hypothetical. The coding region runs from base 1 to 153 and encodes 50 amino acids. The record is from RefSeq and is a predicted model, not a curated record. The transcript has a single exon. NCBI's taxonomy places the organism in Eukaryota, Metazoa, Nematoda, Chromadorea, Rhabditida, Strongyloididae.